GCUAAGUCAAAUCGUAAAUGGUAAAUCACACUCUUUUCGAACGCCUUUUGUCCGAUUUGCUAACCACACCACCUCUACAAUCAGCCGGACAACAAGGCAGUGUACAAGAACAACCACAACAACAGCAGCGGCGUGGCUCUGACCUCUGCCAGAUCGAGACCAUCGACGACGGCCUGGGCGAUGAAAUCCAUACAUCAGCCUCACCGCAAGACAUUUUACAACAACUACAGCACCAGAUGCAGGCCGGAUCGCCACGCAUCUUCCUGAUCCUAGACGCAAGGAGUACUGGCAAUGCAGUCGGGCUGAAAAAAUAAUUCUCCAGUAUACAUAAACUACUGUAUUCCACAAACUACUGAAAUAUUAGCUGCCUAUGUUGGAUAGUUGCCAAUUGCAGAUACAUGGCCAUAAACCGCCAGCCAGACUACAAAGUGCGCAUACGCACUGUGGACCAGCUGCAAGCGGCAGUUGCAGUGGCAAGUUUUGUGCAAAUUAAUGUGACAUGGCAGCAAUUAGUCGGACACAGUCCCGGUCCGAUCUGCUGCUAAAUGAUUUAAAACUUGUGCAAACUUUGGUCCUAUGCUCGCACUGUUUGUCUGCAACAUUUGCGAAAACUUUUAAUUACUACACACUUGCGAGUUGUUGUUCAAUUUGUGCGCGAUGCUGCCAGAUUAUAAACUUUUGUCGAGUUCAAUUAUGUACGCCGAAUCGAAAGCAUUGUGUGUUCCAAUUUGCUGAGCAAACUUUUCUGGCGGCUUUCUGGCGGCCCAUUUUGAUGUGCAAUUAGUGCCCGAGAGAGGCGGAGAGCGAAAAUGGAACCUGGGCAGCGUUAAUUUUGUAUGGGCUCAUGCUCAUUUCGGCGAGCGCCAGUAGCCCUAGCAUUUUAUGUCAGAAAAUUAAUCGGUCGCCAUGUUUCAAACCGGAAGACACUUUUGGCCCUUCAAAUCGAACAACCCCGAGCAUCGCCGGCGGUUCGUUCUAAAGGUUUACCUACAGUUUGUGUUCUUUUUACUGAUUGCUCUUUUUCACUGGGUCCUCAUGAUAACAGUUUUGGGAACGUGGACCGUUUGGCUGGUGCGCGACCAUUCUGCAGCCCUCAUUCUGGCAUUUGCCGUAGGCAUUUUCCUAUUUCUGCUGUUCUCGCUCAGCCGUCAGAUGAGGAGCCUGUGCUUCUUGAACUGGCUGACGACUUUGGUUAUCGUGGAGUUUCUGGUGCAGCCCAUGGCAUUGCUAAUCGUUCCCACGGACCUUCUGUAUCUGCUGGCCGGCUUUCUGAUCGUCUCACUGGUAGUCGUCCUGUUCACGCUCCUGGCAGCCAUUAUGCCGUGCGAUCUUACUGAGGGAGGGAUCUUCUUUUUAAUUCUGUUCAUGAGUGUCUUUUUGCUGGGCGUGUACUGCAUUGUGCUUUAUUCAGUCAUCGGCCUGAACUGGUCGUUUUACGUCUUCGCUUUCCUCUUUGCCGUUAUGCUGUUGGCCUUCCUAAUGUAUCAUGUGCAGUGCAUCAUGGGAGGCAGAAGCACUGAGGCCGAGCUCGCCGAUGACAAGUACGCGGCGCUCCUAUUGUUCAACGAAUUCGUGGCUUUGUUUAUGCUAUGCCUUUACUGGCGACCCAAUAUGGACCACGUACCAACAAUGAGCAUAUGCACCACCACAAGUUCGUCUUAAGUAAUCUAAUGAGUGCC
Drosophila persimilis is the source of this 1679-nucleotide messenger RNA. RefSeq lists its product as uncharacterized. The record is from RefSeq and is a predicted model, not a curated record. The transcript is spliced from 5 exons. NCBI's taxonomy places the organism in Eukaryota, Metazoa, Arthropoda, Insecta, Diptera, Drosophilidae. Bases 907 to 1662 code for a protein of 251 amino acids.